Messenger RNA from Amoebophrya sp. A120, 641 nucleotides. NCBI's taxonomy places the organism in Eukaryota, Dinophyceae, Syndiniales, Amoebophryaceae. The record is from the annotation of a GenBank genome assembly.
AACCUCUGCCGGCGUUGAAGAUGGAGGAGAGUGUGGCGGCUGUGAUGGAUAAGGAAGAUAGUGAACAAAAUAAUUGUGACGAUAAAGAUUCUAGCGAAAGCCAAAGCGACCACGAGGACGACGACGACCUUUUAGCCCCAGCAGCCGAAGUAGAACUGGUACAACAAAAAACCGCUAGAAAAAGUUGUAAAACAGGAGGACGAGAGUUGUCGGCAUCUACAUCGUCUCCAUCCGGGCAGCUGCUGGGUAGCAACUUGAAUUAUAGCAGUGGCUUUGCGGCCGCACAAGAAUCGGCCGCGUCGGCCUCUUCUACUCCACCCCGAGGGCGGCCUGGUGAACAAUUUUCGAACAUGUUACGGCCGAUUCCACUUGUUGACAACGACGAGGCAGAGGUUGAGGAGAGUCUGGGUGACAGUUGUGCAGAGGAAGUGGUCGUACAAUCCUCGUCUCCAGUAGGAAAUAAAGAUAAAGACAGAGAUAAACUACAGUCCCAGUCCUCCACCACACGUUCCUCGCGAGCUUCUCGUGCUGGCUCUGUGGUACAGAAGAAGACGAAGGGCAAGAACGGUAAGCAGAGCAACGACCUCCACGAAGAAGCUGUUUCCUUCUUGUCGGAUGAUGAAAAAGCACCGGUCACCAGC